Messenger RNA from Frankliniella occidentalis (western flower thrips), 1008 nucleotides. RefSeq names its product protein D3. The transcript is spliced from 6 exons. The record is from RefSeq and is a predicted model, not a curated record. Bases 246 to 869 code for a protein of 207 amino acids. NCBI's taxonomy places the organism in Eukaryota, Metazoa, Arthropoda, Insecta, Thysanoptera, Thripidae.
CCUACCACAACCUUGCCCAGCCAGCUGAGCUACGCACCCACCCGGUACCGGCGGAUCAAUAGGCUUUCAGUCUUCCGCAAGUGCCAGAUCGUCAGUGUGAUAAGCGAAUCAAACGUUGCGUGCACUUUUAUCAGGUAACGGUCAGUUUGCGUGGAGUGUCGGAGAGUAUACCUCAACUCAACCCGGCCGGCACAUUCAGCAUUCAGUCUCAGUUUCGCUGUCGCAUUAGCAUUGAGUGGCGAGCCAUGGUUGUGGCAUUGAGACCCAUCUUCAAUAUUGCAUCUCGGCUACUGUCAACAGCUGGGCGUCCAACUCGUGUGCUUGCUGCAAUGGAGAAAGAGCAGAUUAGCCCUGAUGUCGUUGACAAGACCCCUUCAGAAAUAGCAAAGGUUUCCUACCCGUCUGGAGCAUCUGUUGACUUGGGAAAUGAACUCACACCCACUCAGGUUAAAGACAUUCCUACCGUGUCAUGGAACUCUGAUCCUGCUGCCUUUUACACUCUGUGCAUGACUGAUCCUGAUGCUCCCAGUCGUAAAGAGCCCACAUACCGUGAGUGGCAUCAUUGGCUGGUGGGUAACAUUCCGGGUGCUGAUGUGAACAAGGGUGAGACCCUAUCUGAGUAUGUGGGUUCUGGUCCCCCACAGGGUACUGGUCUGCACAGGUAUGUCUUCUUGGUUUACAAACAAUCUGGCAAGCUAUCAUUUGAUGAAAAGAGACUUACCAACAGGUCUGGGGACAAUAGAGGAUGCUUUGCCAUUCGAAAAUUUGCAGCUAAGUACAAUCUGGGUGACCCUGUAGCUGGCAACUUUUAUCAAGCACAGUGGGAUGACUAUGUGCCCAAGUUGUACGAACAGCUUGAAGGAAAGUAAUUGAAGUCUUCCUAUAUAUUUUAAUGUCUUCCGAAAUGUGAUUGUAGAGGAGGCAAUUUGUUUCAGUUUUUAAAAUAUCUAUCUUUAUUUUUCACAUUUAACAACCCAAUUCAGAAUAAAAAUCAGAUUGUAAUACAUA